This is a messenger RNA of Penaeus vannamei (Pacific white shrimp), 1409 nucleotides long. NCBI's taxonomy places the organism in Eukaryota, Metazoa, Arthropoda, Malacostraca, Decapoda, Penaeidae. The record is from RefSeq and is a predicted model, not a curated record.
GUCACCCCUCACGUUACCUCCGAGAGGUAAACAAACAUCCGUCGUCGCUCGCGCAGUACCAAAUAGUGCAACGUAAGGUAGACACGGUAUCUCUCAUAUUGAACCUAAUUUCAUUAUUCCGCCCGUUGACAGUGCUUUAAUAAAUUGGGGAUGGAGGACAACAGAACAUAUCUGCCACCUGAAUGGAACAAUGAUGAAAGGAUGAGAGUGCUCUUGGGCCCCAUGCCCAAGGCACAGGAUACUGUUGCGCGAAAUGCUCGUCUCACAUUUUGGAGUGCUGCUAUACAUCUGUGGUGCAAGAGGACAAACAAGCUUAUCUUUACACUUCAGGAAACACUUGCAGCCUUUAGACGUGGUACUCAGCUUCCACUUAGUAUACCAGAGGUUCUUGUACAUAUGAACAGCACAGCUGAAGUUUUACCAAUAGGUGAACUUCCAUUAGGAGAGCAACCACAAGAAUCUUGGUUGAGGUGGGGCCAACGGGUCUUUUUAGCAACACCAUCACGUUUCGCUUGGAAUAAGUUCAAAAAGAUUAUUGGAGUCAGUGAUAUUGAAGGAACUACUUUUGUCAAUACAGUGAUGUUGCAGGAAAUGUGUGAUCAAGUGACGAAGAGAUAUUGGGAAUCUGCAACUAAAAAUUAUCCGGUGAAUCUACCAGUUGCUUUACCUCACCUGUACCAUAGAAUUAAUGAAUGUAUUGGAACUGCAGACAACCUCCACCUAGUAGUGGAAACACUUGCUUAUCAAGGACUAGCAGCAACUACUGUCCAUAAUGGAACAACCUAUGUGAAAUUUGUAAUGCCAGGAGAUACAAGUAAACCUGAAAUAACAUUGGCUGAUCUUGCUGAGAUUAACUUGCUUUGUGCAGUGGAACAAGUUCAAGAUAACAUAAACAGCAUUAAUGCAGAGAUUACUGAACUGCAGGUUAAUGCAAAAGCUUCUCUUAAAUCAGGCUCCAGGGUUCAAACAAAUCCUCCAUGCCUUCAAGACAGGCGUGGAAGCAAUUCGAGAUUCUUUUAAGGGUGAUUUAUCAGCUGAAGGUGUUGCUAAUACGAUGGAUGAACUACAAGAAGUGCUUGAGGAAUGUCAAGAUAUAAAUUCAGUGCUCGCCACUGGUGUUACGGAACAGGAUGUAGAUGAUACUGCGUUGCUGAAGGAGCUGGAUGAACUAAUGUCUACAGAUCAGAAGUCUUCAAAGCAACAUGAAGAACUGAUAAAUAGCAUGUCAAGUCUCACGCUUCCUGAUGUCCCCAAAAGGAACCCAUUGUCCUCCCUGAAUACGCAGCCAAGUUCACCAACUCUGAAAGCUACACCAUGAAGAAUGCUCGUGAAACAAAGUCACAGAAAUUGUCUUCCUUUUGUUCUGUUUGUAAAGCAUAUGAAUGUCAUAAAUAUAAUAUAACAAUGCA